UCUUUUCUCUUUUUCUCUCCUUUGCUUCUUUUUCACCUUCUCCUAUGGAACGUUCGCAAGCCUGAGGUUCCAUCUUGGAACUCUGGAGGCCUCGGAGUUCUAGGCACGAAUAAAAAUGACUCACGCCCCGGACGAGCGUCCUCACCUCAGAGUCUACCCCAAAUUACCCGUGUGGGUAGUGGAGGAUCACCAGGAGGUCUUGCCUUUUAUAUACCGAGCUAUUGGCUCAAAACAUCUUCCUGCCAGUAACAUAAUUUUUGUUCAUUUUGAUUCUCAUCCUGACCUCCUUAUUCCCGUGAAUAUGCCAGCAGAUACUGUGUUUGACAAGGAAGCUCUCUUUGGGGAGUUGAGUAUUGAGAACUGGAUUAUGCCUGUAGUCUAUGCAGGUCAUUUUUCUCAUGUAAUAUGGCUCCAUCCAUCAUGGGCUCAACAAAUUAAGGAGGGCAAACAUUGUUUUUUAGUGGGCAAGGACACCUCUACUACAACUAUCAGGGUUACAAGUACAGAUCAUUACUUCUUAAGUGAUGGUCUUUACGUCAAUGAAGACCUGCUAGAGAACCCAAAACCUUUAGAGUUGGAUGUAAUUCUGGUAAAUCCUUCCCAACUGGUCAAGAGUCAAGAAGAAAAUGGAGCAGUCCCUUCUGCUAAGAAACUGAAGCUAGCUGCAGAAGAAUCACAGAGCGCUGCAGUGACAAACUGUUUCUCUUCAGAAGGAUUUUGUUCAAGCCCUAAUGCAGAAGGGAUGGAAAAAUAUACAGAAUCACAGUUGACUCCCCAAACUUGCACGGAGCCAGCAAUUUCAAGCUAUUCUGAAGCUCAGGACUGCCAUACAAGAACCAGUGCUAGGGAAAUCCUCCAAAUUCUAAAGAAAGGAGAUGCCUUUGUUUUAGAUGUUGACUUGGAUUUUUUUUCAGUCAAGAAUCCUUUCAAGGAAAUGUUCUCUCAGGAAGAAUAUAAGCUCUUACAAGAACUAUACAGUUUUAAAAAGCCAGAUACAGACUUGACAGAGGAAGGUUUGGUAGACUGUGUCGAAGGUCGAGUUCAUCAGCUGGAAGACUUAGAAGCUGCUUUUGCAGAUCUGUGUGAUGGUGAUGAUGAAGAAACAGUACAGAGAUGGGCUUCAAAUCCUGGAAUGGGCUCCCUAAUUCCACUUGUUCAGAGUUUGAAAAACCGAACAGAAACGCCAGACUAUGAGAUGGUCCAUCAGGCUGGUCUGACCUGUGAUUAUUCUGAGCUUCCUCACCAUAUCAGCACAGAACAAGAAAUUGAGUGUCUAGUGCAGUCCCUAAAGUAUUUACUGAGAAACUUGCCAAAGCCUACUCUUGUGACCAUUGCCCGGUCAAGUUUGGAUGACUACUGUCCCUCUGAGCAAGUUGAUACUAUUCAAGAAAAGGUCCUUAAUGUGCUUCAUUCUUUGUAUGGAACACUAGAUAUUCACUUGGAGUAUUCAGCAAAUUCACCUCCAGCUUGAAAGGAAAAAAGGUUCCUAUUUCAUCUAAAAAUAUAUCAGCUAUUUCUCCUCAUUCUUCCAUGCAGCAUAUUUUGGUUUUUUAGUACCUUUAAGUUGGAAUUUUUUUCAAUUAUCUAAUCUCCAGUCUUUGUCUAUCAAGGUUAUUGAAUAUCAAACAUGCCAAUUUCUAGAGCUACUAUACUUUUUGUCUGUUCUUUUUCUCCUUUCAUGUUCCCUCCCAACACAAUUCUAUUUCC
This is a messenger RNA of Gracilinanus agilis (Agile Gracile Mouse Opossum), 1707 nucleotides long. It is a transcript of the gene C1H5orf22, whose product is annotated as chromosome 1 C5orf22 homolog. Lineage: Eukaryota; Metazoa; Chordata; Mammalia; Didelphimorphia; Didelphidae. The transcript is spliced from 9 exons. The coding region runs from base 116 to 1471 and encodes 451 amino acids. The record is from RefSeq and is a predicted model, not a curated record.